AAGCUCCACACAAGGGGGCGGGGCCUGAUGAGGGCUGUGACGUCACGUGCCCCGCCUCUCACGGAAGCUGCGUCAAAAAUCGUCGCGUAGGAAAGCAUGUGGAUGGACCUCCAAGGCUAUAAGGAGAAGGUGGUAAGUGUGUGUCCAGGUGUGAUGGAGAUCAGCAGGGCCGGGCCUAACGCGCAGGAACACACAGCUCGAGCUCAGCUUUAAAGCAUCUUCAACUGCGCGAGAGGAAAAAAAAAAAAAAAAAAAGAGGAAAAAAGAUGCAACAAUAAAACUUUAAGACGGGAGAGAGAAAAAAGUAGAGGGAAAGAAAGUCGCGCGCCCAUGGAAGAGCGGAAGAUGGGAAGAUGAAGAUGAAGGACACGGGGAGGAAUGGCAAAGCUGGGAGAAGGCAAGGCAUGAUUACUUAGAGAAAGAGAGAGAGAGCGAGAGAGAAAGAAAGAAAGAGAGAGAGAGAGAAAGAGAGAAAAAGUUUGGGAAAAGCCAUGGCGCGCGAGAAUGAAGAACCCGGAGCGGGUGUGAAAAAGCGCAAAAAGCGGAAAAGUAAAAAAGAAAGCAAGACCCGGACGGUGCACGCGAACGUCCUGUACGACCACCACGCCAAGGCGGCGGAGAACCCGAACCGGCUGUACGCCAACAACAAGAUCAAGACCACCAAGUACACCGUGCUCUCCUUCAUCCCCAAGAACCUCUUCGAGCAGUUCCACCGCUUCGCCAACGUCUACUUCGUCUUCAUCGCGCUGCUCAACUUCGUGCCGGUGGUGAACGCGUUCCAGCCCGUGCUCGCGCUCGCGCCCGUGCUCUUCAUCUUAUCCGUCACCGCCAUCAAGGACCUGUGGGAGGACUACCGCCGACACCGAUCCGACCAGGAGAUCAACCACAUGGACUGCCUGGUUUACUGCAGAACCGAGCGGCGUUAUGUGGAACAGUACUGGAAGGAGGUCCGUGUGGGAGAUUUCAUCCGGCUGCGCUGUAACGAGAUCGUUCCGGCCGACGUGCUGCUGCUGAGCUCCAGCGAUCCGGACCGGCUGUGUCACAUCGAGACGGCCACGCUGGACGGAGAGACCAACCUGAAGCAGAGACAGGUGGUGCGCAGCUUCAUCGACCUGGACACGGAGUUCGACCCCAUGAAGUACAACAGCGUUAUUGAGUGUGAGAAGCCAAACAACGACCUGAACCGUUUCCGUGGCUACAUAAUCCAUCGUAAUGGAAGGAGAGAUGGUCUCUACAAAGACAAUCUGCUGCUCAGAGGCUGCACCAUUCGCAAUACAGAGGAAGCUGUGGGCAUCGUCAUCUACGCAGGUCAUGAAACCAAAGCCAUGUUGAACAACAACGGGCCGCGGUACAAACGCAGCAAACUGGAGCGACAGAUGAACGUAGACGUCUUCUGGUGUGUCAUCAUCCUGCUGGUCAUGUGUCUGUUCUCCGCCAUCGGUCACGGCUUGUGGAUGUUUCAGUACGGUGAUAAGAGGCCCGUCUUUGACGUCCUGAGUCCUGAGGGAACGGAUUUGUCUCCCGUGGUCUCGGCCGUUUAUCUCUUCCUCACCCUGAUCAUAGUGUUCCAGGUGCUGAUCCCCAUCUCGCUCUUCGUCUCCAUCGAGAUCGUGAAGAUCUGUCAGGUUUACUUCAUCCACCAGGACAUGGAACUGUACGACGAGGAGACGGACUCCCACCUGCAGUGCCGAGCUCUGAACAUCACCGAGGACCUCGGCCAGAUGCAGUACAUCUUCUCUGAUAAGACGGGAACGCUCACCGAGAACAAGAUGGUGUUCCGCCGCUGCACCGUGGCCGGAGUCGAGUACUCGCACGACGCUAACGCGCGGAGGCUGGCGAUGAUGUACCAGGACGUGGACUCUGAGGAGGAGGAGUGUGUGUCUCAUGGAGGAACUUUACCGAGGAGAGAGAGUGUGUGUAGUCAGCACAGCGGCCGAGUCGUCCUGCGCUCACAGAGCACCAAAUCACACCGACGCACCGGGAGCCGAGCCGAGGCCAAGCGGGCCAGCAUCCUGUCCAAACACACCGCCUUCAGCAGUCCUAUGGAGAAAGACAUCACUCCGGACCCUCAGCUGAUGGAUAAGGUGAACGAGUGCGGCAGUCAGAUGGAGUUCAUGCGCUUCCACAGCCAGCUCCUGAGCCAGAUCCCUCCUGACCUGUGUGACGUCUUCGACUUCUUCAUCGCUCUCACCAUCUGCAACACGGUGGUCGUGUCGUCACCCAAUCAGCCUCGGCAGAAGGUGCGGCGUUUUGAGCUGAAAUCCCCGGUGAAGACCAUUGAGGACUUUAUCAAGCGCUUCACGCCGAGUCGCCUGACGUCAGGCUCCAACAACAGCAGCUCGUCCAGCCUGGCCACCAACCGCUCGUCGUCUCAGCGCGCCGCCUCCAGCAUGCUGUCCUCUCCGUCGGCCGAGAGCGCGCUCGCCAAACUGGACGAGGAGCGUCUGCAGAAGGCCUUCAGCCCCGUCCCGCCCGGACACGACCCGGCCAAGGCUUCCGCACGGGACGAAGGCGAGCUGCGUUACGAAGCCGAGUCUCCGGACGAAGCGGCUCUGGUGUACGCCGCCCGCGCCUACAACUGCGCUCUGGUGGGCCGACUGGCGGAUCAGGUGACCGUGGAGCUGCCGCAUGUAGGAAAGCUGAGCUUCGAGCUGCUGCACACGCUGGGAUUCGACUCCACACGUAAACGCAUGUCUGUGGUGGUGCGACAUCCACUCACCGAGCAGAUCACCGUGUACACCAAAGGAGCCGACUCGGUCAUCAUGGACCUCAUCAGACCACCUGCGACAGACGACUCCAAAGGCAAACGGCAACGCAAAAUUCUGUACAAAACGCAGAACUACUUGAACCUCUACGCCGCCGACGGCCUCCGAACUCUGUGCAUCGCCAAAAAGGUCCUCAGUAAAGAAGAAUAUGCCUGCUGGCUGCGGCGCCACCUAGAGGCUGAAACGUCCAUCCAGGGACGAGAGGAGCUGCUGUUUGAAUCCGCACUACGACUGGAGACCGAUCUUCACCUGUUAGGAGCGACGGGGAUCGAGGACCGGCUGCAGGACGGCGUACCCGAGACCAUCGCUGCUCUGAGGACGGCGGGGCUGCAGAUCUGGGUGCUGACGGGGGACAAACAGGAGACGGCCAUCAACAUCGCCUACGCCUGCAAACUGCUCGACCCCGAGGAGGAAAUCAUCACGCUCAAUGCCGACUCGCAGGAGGCCUGUGCUGUUCUACUCGAUGAAAGCUUGCACUACAUCCAGACUAAGUUCCUGUGCAGUUCCUCGGCGGACCCCCACGCGACCCGGCUUGUCCAGCAGGACUACACCAGCGUGCACUUCCUGUCUCCAGGCUUUGGCUCCGCCCCCUCAGGCCCGUUCCUGGUGCACCGGCUGGGUUUGGUGAUUGACGGCCGCACUCUGGCCUACGCUCUGGAUAAGAGUCUGGAGGAUAAGUUCCUGGCCGUGGCUCGGAGCUGCAGGUCGGUGCUGUGCUGUCGCUCCACGCCGCUGCAGAAGAGCAUGGUGGUCAAACUGGUGCGCAACAAGCUCAAGGUCAUGACCUUGGCCAUAGGUGAUGGGGCUAAUGAUGUCAGUAUGAUCCAGGUGGCAGAUGUUGGUGUGGGCAUCUCGGGGCAGGAGGGCAUGCAGGCGGUGAUGGCCAGCGAUUUCGCUCUUCCUCGCUUUCAGUAUCUGCAGAAGCUCCUCCUGGUUCACGGACACUGGUGCUACUCUCGGCUGGCCAACAUGAUCCUCUACUUCUUCUACAAAAACGCUAUGUUUGUGGCUCUCAUCUUCUGGUAUCAGUUCUACUGCGGGUUCUCCGGCUCGGCCAUGAUCGAUCAGUGGUAUCUGAUCUUCUUCAACCUGAUGUUCUCGGCGUUCCCGCAGCUCAUCACCGGCACGCUGGACAAAGACGUGUCCGCGGAGACCCUGCAGGAACUACCUCAGCUCUAUAUGAACGGACAGAACUCAGAGGAAUAUAAGCCGUACAUGUUCUGGAUGAAUAUGAUCGAUGCCUUCUACCAAAGUCUUGUCUGUUUUUUCAUCCCCUACUUUGCGUACGCUGACUCGGAUGUGGAUCUGUUCACCUGGGGCACGCCCAUCACCACGCUCGCCCUCCUCACCAUCCUGCUGCAGCUCGGCAUUGAAACCAAAACCUGGACGUGGAUGAACUGGGUGUCUAUAGCGUUCAGCGUGGCGCUGUUCUUCACCGUGGCCCUGUGCUACAACGCCUCCUGCCCCACCUGUUACUCCCCCUCCAACCCCUACUGGACCAUGCAGAGACUUCUGGGAGAUCCUCUCUUCUAUCUGCUGUGUGUCGUCACGCCCAUCACUGCUCUUCUGCCCAGAUAUUUCUACCGAGCGUGUCAGGGUUCUGUGUUCCCCAGCCCGGUGCAGGUGGGCCGUCAGCUGGACAGACUGCCGCUGGAGCUGCGCAGACGCCUGCUGCACCAGAACCAGGCCAAGCUCUUCCCUUUCUGCAGACCUUUCCUCAAACCCUGCAGCUCCACGCUCACACACCCGCACCCCGCCCACGCCAAGCACAAGCCCAGAGCCGCCGAGCCCGGCAUGCCCAAGAGCAUGGAGAUGAAGGACACGUCUCGGAGUUCCAGGAACUCGGAGAACCAUGUGGCGCAGAACUCGGAGAACUCUCCACACAAACCUACCGAGAGCAGCACACUACCGUACACCAAAGAUCAGCCUCACCCUGAACGCGGCGCGCUCACCUCCACGCCGCUGCUGCCUCACACAGACAGCGUGCAGCUCGUAUCGCCCCCUAGCGGCGGUCCUCCGGGCGUCACGUAUAAAAAGAGGUCUGACAUCUCAGAGAACCUAACACCCGGGCGUCUGCUAGAACACUCAGAACCGCCCUCGGGUUCGUGAUACCGAUGAUUCCGGUCCAAAUUUGCACGUUUCGAAAUUUAAGAAAUUUUUUUUAAUUCUAUUUUUCAGAAUUAUUUUAUGAAGCUAUAGAUGGGUACUAUUAUAUACGUUAUAUAUUUUAGAUGUGUACAGUUUUUCGGAAUAAAGAUUAUUUUUUUUUGAGAGUAGAGAUGAAUACAAAUGCAAACUGGAUGGUCUUAACCGUAUGUUCUUACCAGGAAAAAAAAAAUUCCCAGCUCAUUUCCUCCAGAGAUAUUACUUUCCUUUAUCUUAGCUGUUAUUUAUUUGGACGUAGAGCUUUAACACACGCACACACACACACACACACACACACACGCACACACACACACACACACACUUGCCAGCACAGCAUUAACACUUUCACGUAAGGUUUUUCUGGAAAUAGUCACUCGGUAGGGAAUCUCACAACACACACACACACACACACACACACACACAGUGUAAUUAAUAAUUUAUGCAUCUCCUUUUUCCUUAGCGCACUACAUACCGAAAUUUACAGGAUUAUUCUGGAGCUCGGACGUGAAAUACGUUUUCUUAAAAUCAUAAAAGAUAAAGAUUUACAUAAAAUCCUAAAAUCAAAGCUAUUGCAAAUAUUUUGCCAUCUUUUUUUAUAGACACAAACCUUUUGUUUUUGGAUCAUAUUCAUACCAAAGAUGCAUCUCAUGAAUAUUCAUGCUGCUUAUUUUUUUUUUAUAUAUAUAUAUAUAUAUAUAUAUAUAUAUAUAUAUAUAUAUAUAUAUAAAAAACAGCCCCUGGUUUUAUAGACGGUUCUUUUUUGGGGAAUGGAUUAAGCUGAUCCUGAUAUUUCAAACUGUUUAUUUGCAACGCAAUACCUUUUCAUUGAUAAACUAUCAAUAACACGACCAGAGAGAUGUUAUUAUAUGCAAUAUGCAAACUUAUUCAUUUAAGCCAUGUCGUAAUAGUGUUGUUCAUUAUUGUUUUUAAGGUGUUAAGUCGUCGCACUUCGAGACAUAAAGCACUAAACAUGAUCCGUAAACACAUUCCAGCUCGCUCGCUGUUUACUGUUUUAUCAUGCUGGAUUUAUUUAAUAAACCGUAACACAUUUUCCUGAUUUAAAACCUGGGCCUAAGUUUGUACAGCCAGAAAUAAAUCUAAAAUCUAAAAUUAGGUGCUAAAUUGUUGUGAUGACAUCUCCUAUGAGUCCUGUGUUCAUAAUGCAUUAUAAACGUGUCAUAUAGCAUCCAUAAUACCUUAUAGUGCCUGACAUGAGGCAGCAUAAAUGCUCGUAAAUAGUUAUGGUGACAUGCAUUGUUCAGUGCGUCAUAUAGCAUUCAUAAUACCGCAUAAUAUCUGGGAAAAUCUGCUAUAAAGCAUUAUGUAGGAUUAUGUAUCCUAGUAAUAUUUUGUAUAUGUGUUAUAUAGCAUGUAUAAUACCUUAUAAUGCAAAAUCACUAAAUAAAGUUACAUGCGUAAGACUUUAUAAAGCUUGAGCUCUCUUAGUGUGUUAUAAGGUGUUAUGUAUACUGUAUAAUGCAUGGCAAAAUAUUGUACUUGUAAUUUCUAAUAGUUAAAGUUACGUGCAUAACACUUUAUAAGGCAUGACAAUAUGGCUGUAAUGUCAUGAUACAUAACACAUUAUUAUAUCCGGAAACUAUAGCAGAGCUUGUAUUAUAAUGCAUUAUGGCAUGUACUGAUUUUAUAGUGUUAUAUAACCUGACAUUAUGAAGUCAUUUCCAUCAUAACAUACAAGCUAUACUUUAUAAUGCACUAUUUUAGCUAGAAACUAUACCAGAGCUUGUGUUAUAAUGCAUUACGACAGAUAUUAUAAUGUGUUAUGUCACCUGACAUAAGGUAGGAAGUAAUUUCCGAACGCAUUGUGCAUGUAUCCAUAACUAUAACAGGCUUAUGUCAUGCUUCAUAACACAUUAUCUGUGCUUUAUUAACACAUUAUUUUAUCUAAAAACUAUACCAGACAUUGUUAUAAUGCAUUAUAACGUAACAGAUAUUGUGUUAUGUCACCUGACAUUAUGAAGUUGUUUCCUUAAUUAUUAUGCAUGUUUUUAUACCUAUAACAGUCUUAUGUCAAGCAUUGCUAUAAGCAUUAUUAUAUCAGACAUUACGAAGUCACUUCCUAACGUAUUAUGGAUGUAUUUAUAAUUGACAGGUUUAUGUCAGGUGUUAUAUCACCUGUGCUUUAUAAUGCAUCAUCAUAUCUAGAAACAAUACCAGAGCUUGUGUUAUAAUGCAUUACAACAUGAACAGAUAUUGUUUUAUGUCACCUGGCAUUAUGAAGUCAUUUGCUGAAGUAUUAAGUCUCAACAACCAUGACAGGUUUAUCUCAGGCUUCGUAAGAUUGUGUAAGCUAUAUAAUGCAUUAUUUUAUGUAGAAACCAUACCAGAGCUUGUGUUAUAAUGCAUUAUAACAUGAACAGAUAUUCUGUUAUGUCACCUGACAUUAUGAAGUUGUUUCCUAAAGUAUUACACACGUCUACUCUUUAUAAUGCAUUAUUAUACCUUGAAACAAUACCAGCACUUGUGUUAUAAUGCAUUACAAAGGAAGUUUUAUGUAUGUAUUGUGUAUGUAUUUAUAACUAUAACAGGCUUAUGUCAAGUAUUAUAACAUAUCUUCCAUGCUUUACAACACAUUGUUAUAACUGGAGGGUAUACCAGAGCUUGUUAUAAAGCUUUACAACAUAAACAGACAUUAUUACGUGUUAUGUCACCUGACAUUAUGAAGUUGUUUCCCAUGUAUCGAUAACUACAUCAGGCUUAUGUCAGGCUUCAUAACAUGUCAUCUAGAAACAAUACUGGCGCUUGUGUUAUAAUUCAUUACGUCAUGAACAGUUAUUACAAGGCAUUAUGUAACCUAACUGUAUGAAGUCAUUUCCUAAUGGUGAAGUAUUAUGUAUGUAUCGAUAACUAUAACAGGCUUACAGCAGGCAUUAUAACACAUCAUUUAUGCAUUAUAACGCAUUAUGAAUACAGGAUUCAUAGGAAAUGUUAUUAUUGUUCUGUAAAAUUUCUGCUGAUUAUUGUUGUUUGUUCACCCACAUCACGUCGAGGUCUUUUUUGUUUUUGUUUGUGUUUUUUGUUUCUUUGUUUUGAGAUGAUUAGCUGAUUAUCUGAUUUCAGAGCUGUAGAUUUUCAUUAAUACAGGAUUCAGGGGAGUUUACGGUCAAACUCAGUGUUUAUCCACGGGGGAAAAAAAACAAGGUUUCGAUCCUAAAGUUGCCUUCGUUUUAUAUAAAGUUUUAUAGCUAUUAUAUUGGUAGCGCUUUAUUUUACAGUAUCGUAGUCUGGUAUUUAAUAAAUAAAUAUGUAAUAAUUACAAGGAAUGUCUGGAAGUUGAGGUUUGUGCGAAAGUAAGUAGCUAUCACAGCUAUCGUUACAAUAAAUAAAUGAGUUAAUAUGUAGCAACUGCAAGCAAUAUUUUGCGUAAGUUUGAAAUGUAGUGCAUAGUAACUUUGAAAAAAGAUCCACAUUUUUAGCAUAAAUACGCACGUUCUUAGAGACGAUUUCAGAAAAUAUUACAAGCACUUCUUAGUCGUAACUUCAGUGUACAGUUUUUCACAUUACUCACUAUGUACUUAGCAUACGAAACAGGUUUAUGCGUAAAUACUGCAUUAUUACUUAUUAAAUUCUGAGUUACAUUUUAGCAUCAUGUAGCCUUUUAAAAUCCGAUAAUUAAUUUGCUUACGAGAAAUUACUUGUAAUUAUCACAUGUACUUAUUAAACACUGAGUAUUUACAGUACUGUAAAAUAAAGUGCUAAGUUUUCUUUUGUGCCAUUUUUUUUUUCCCACAAUGUUGGUGUUUUGGGGAAACGACCACAAUCUCAGCGUGGGUUUACACUGUGUUUAAACAUCCGAUAAAUAUCUGAAGUUCUCACCAGUACCUUGUUCCAAAGUGUCCAUAAGUGCCUUUGUGUGUCAGCGCACUCAGGAAACCUGAGCAGAAAUGGGUGUUUUAUUUUUUAUUUCUUUCUCAGUUUAACACACUACUUUGUACAUAUCCAAAGCAUUGGGAAAUGGACCAGAUUUGUGUGUGUGUGUGUGUGUGUGUGUGUGUUUGUGUGUGUGUGUGUGCGUGCGCAAUGUAUGUAUAUCCUGAAGAGGCCCAUGAUGUUGCAAAAAUACACUCGGGAGUGGCUUCAUAUUUGACUUUUUUUUGCCAAAUGCCUUUACACUGGAGACGACACUAUUUUUAGAGAACAAUGCCUUACUGCAGAUGUUAUAUACAGUUUAUAAAACUGUUCAACAGUUAGUUUAUCCAAGGUUUAAUAAAGAAAACUUGUUUUAAAAAUAAAUUACUUUUUAAAACGGA
This is a messenger RNA of Pangasianodon hypophthalmus (striped catfish), 9178 nucleotides long. It is a transcript of the gene atp10a, whose product is annotated as ATPase phospholipid transporting 10A. The record is from RefSeq and is a predicted model, not a curated record. Gene Ontology annotation, molecular function: ATP hydrolysis activity; magnesium ion binding; ATP binding. Bases 492 to 4874 code for a protein of 1460 amino acids. Lineage: Eukaryota; Metazoa; Chordata; Actinopteri; Siluriformes; Pangasiidae. The transcript has 21 exons. Gene Ontology annotation, cellular component: plasma membrane. Gene Ontology annotation, biological process: phospholipid translocation.